Messenger RNA from Podospora bellae-mahoneyi, 1955 nucleotides. RefSeq lists its product as uncharacterized. Gene Ontology annotation, biological process: transmembrane transport. The record is from RefSeq and is a predicted model, not a curated record. Lineage: Eukaryota; Fungi; Ascomycota; Sordariomycetes; Sordariales; Podosporaceae. The coding region runs from base 147 to 1955 and encodes 602 amino acids. Gene Ontology annotation, cellular component: plasma membrane. Gene Ontology annotation, molecular function: transmembrane transporter activity. The transcript has 5 exons.
CCGGAUAUCAAGCGAGGCAGACACGCUUCUAUUCGAUUCAACCUACCAGCUCUCGAAAACUACUGGUUUACUGUUCUCCACUUACCGAGUGCUGCACUUCAUUACAGCAUCAACAGGAGCAGGGGAUCCCGAGAGGUAUCUAGGAUAUGGAAGCUCCGCCCAGUCCCAAAAGACCCCCCAGUGCCAUUCCCUCCGAUUCCAAUAGCCGAAAAGAGCUUGGGAGAGCGGUAACUGCCGACACGUCGAAAGCCACCAGGUUACAAACCGAACAAGUCCCUACUUUACGAACCUCGAACGAGUCCACGCGAAAAAUUAAGACAAAUACAGGAGUCACCAUUCCGCCAGCCUAUGGAGCCUCGCAUAACUCACCAAUUGGCAACACUCAAGAAAAGAAGAGCGUGGAUUAUUCAGCCAGUCAAGCCGUCGAAGUUGCUCUGUCAGAGGCCGGUUGCGGCAAGCCGGUCUCAGAGAAGACGGAUUCACAGCAGGAGUUAUACCAUGCAUUUGCGAGGCGGGAGAAGCGGCUUAUGGUAUGGAUAGUAUCAUUUGCCGGGCUGUUCUCUCCACUUUCAAGCAAUAUUUACUUCCCUGCGCUGGGUGCCAUAUCUUCACACGUACAAACCGAAAUCGCCAUGAUAUCGCUCACUGUGACUGUGUAUAUGGCAGUUCAGGGGGUGGCGCCUUCUUUUUGGGGACCUUUGAGCGACACGCGUGGACGCAGAGUCACCUUUAUCUGCACUUUUGGCGUGUACCUCAUCGCAAACCUCGGGUUGGAAUUCAGCGACGACUUUGCGUCAUUGAUGGCUUUUCGAGCAAUCCAAGCUGCUGGCAGUGCCGCGACCAUCUCCGUUGGUGCUGGAGUGAUUGGCGAUAUCACAACAGCAAAGGAACGCGGGGGAUAUAUGGGUAGUUUUGGAGGAAUUCGAAUGCUCGGCCAGUCAAUUGGGCCAGUGAUUGGCGGCAUUAUCACAGAGUUCUUUGGAUUUCACGCCAUCUUUUGGUUUCUCGUCGUCCUUGAUUUCAUAAGUCUCGUGGUUAUUGUGCUCUUUCUCCCGGAAACCCUUCGUCACAUUGCUGGAAAUGGCACUAUCCCACUGCGCGGCAUCCAUCGUCCAGUUGUCACUCGCCAUAUCAGCAAACACUGGAAGCGUCCAGAUGCAGUAUCCAGUGAGGAGGGCAACAUCACGAAUUUGACGCCCAAGUUUACUCUGGGCUCGAUAUUAUCGCCACUGCGGUUUCUUUUUGAAAAGGACGUGUUUGUCACGCUAUUGUUUGGGGCUUUUGUGUACACGAUUUGGAGUGUGGUGACUUCGUCGACAACCGCCCUGUUUCAGCCUCGAUAUCGACUCUCCAAUUUGAAAGUGGGCCUCAUAUUCUUACCGAACGGCGCGGCUUGUGUCAGCGGAUCAUACUUUGCUGGCAAGAUUCUUGAUCGCGAUUAUCGGCAUGUCGAGUCAGCGUACCGUGCUUCCGAAGGGAUCCCGCUCGAGACUCCUCUCAACAGAAAGCAUUUGUCGGACCUUCCACUUUCCCGUGCUCGACUUCGGUCCUCCUGGUAUCUCAUCGUCUUGUUCGUGUUGCCGUUGCGGGGUAUGGCUUCUCGCUUUCUUCCCCCUUGCUGGCCUCGAGACCGGUUCGUCAUUGCAAUCACAGCGACGGCCAUCUUUACCCAAAACAGUGCAUUGAUGGUGGACUUGUAUCCCGGGGCCAGCGCCAGCGCCACCGCUGUCAACAAUCUCGUUCGGUGCUCGUUGGGCGCUGUGGGAGUGGCAGGGGUGCAGUUCAUCAUUGACAAAAUUGGGGUCGAGGCCGCGUUUCUGAUAUUUGCUGUCGUAACAAUUGCUCUCACACCUUUGAUGUGUCUACAGUGGAAAUAUGGCGAGGUCUGGAGAGCUGAGAGGAUAGCGAGGCUUGCCCGGAGGGAGCAGAAACAAGUGACCGGGGCGCAGGUGUGA